This is a messenger RNA of Pyrgilauda ruficollis (rufous-necked snowfinch), 1551 nucleotides long. RefSeq names its product aldehyde dehydrogenase 1 family member A1 (gene ALDH1A1). The record is from RefSeq and is a predicted model, not a curated record. The coding region runs from base 22 to 1551 and encodes 509 amino acids. Lineage: Eukaryota; Metazoa; Chordata; Aves; Passeriformes; Passeridae. The transcript is spliced from 13 exons. Gene Ontology annotation, molecular function: benzaldehyde dehydrogenase (NAD+) activity.
UCGAACUUCUCAGCUGAAAUCAUGAAGAAACAAGGCUCAGAUGGCAAUCCUGCGCCAGUUAUGCCAGCGCUGCCAGAACCAUUAAAAGAUCUGAAAAUUAAGUACACCAAGAUAUUUAUAAACAAUGAAUGGCAUGAUUCAGUCAGUGGUAAAAAAUUUGCAGUCUUUAACCCUGCAACCGAAGAGAAAAUCUGUGAGGUUGAAGAAGGUGACAAGGCGGACGUAGACAAGGCAGUUAAAGCAGCUAGAAAGGCUUUUGAGCUCGGAUCAACCUGGCGUACAAUGGAUGCUUCAGAGCGAGGAAGACUCUUGAAUAAACUAGCUGACUUGGUCGAAAGAGAUCGUCUGAUUUUAGCUACAAUGGAAACCAUUGAUGGUGGGAAGCUCUUUUCCACAGCCUAUCUAAUGGAUUUGGGUGCCUGUAUCAAAACUUUACGCUACUGUGCAGGCUGGGCUGAUAAAAUCCAUGGGCGUACUGUUCCAAUGGAUGGAAACUUUUUUACAUUUACUAGACAUGAGCCUAUUGGGGUGUGUGGCCAAAUUAUUCCUUGGAACUUCCCAUUGGUUAUGUUCAUCUGGAAGAUUGCCCCUGCCCUUUGUUGUGGAAACACCGUGGUUGUCAAACCAGCAGAACAAACUCCACUCAGUGCCCUUUACAUGGGAUCCUUAAUUAAAGAGGCAGGAUUUCCACCUGGAGUAGUGAAUAUUGUGCCAGGCUUUGGACCCACCGCUGGAGCAGCAAUUUCUCACCACAUGGAUAUAGAUAAAGUAGCUUUCACCGGCUCUACAGAGGUUGGCAAACUGAUAAAAGAAGCCGCAGGGAAGAGCAAUCUGAAGAGAGUUACCCUGGAACUUGGAGGAAAAAGUCCUAACAUUAUAUUUGCAGAUGCAGAUUUGGAUGCUGCUGUGGAAUUUGCCCAUAUUGGUCUGUUCUAUCACCAGGGACAAUGUUGUAUAGCAGGAUCUAGGAUUUUUGUGGAAGAGCCUAUUUAUGAUGAGUUUGUUCGCCGGAGCAUUGAAAGAGCAAAGAAGUAUACUCUUGGGGAUCCUUUGAAACCUGGUGUACAGCAAGGCCCUCAAAUUGAUAAGGAGCAGUAUAAAAAAAUCCUGGAGCUAAUUGAGAGUGGGAAGAAAGAAGGAGCCAAACUGGAAUGUGGAGGAGGUCCGUGGGGAGACAAGGGUUACUUCAUCCAGCCCACAGUUUUUUCUAAUGUUACAGAUGACAUGCGCAUCGCCAAAGAAGAGAUAUUUGGACCUGUUCAACAAAUCAUGAAGUUUAAAACCAUAGAUGAAGUUAUAAAGAGGGCAAAUAAUACCACCUAUGGCUUAGCAGCAGCAGUUUUUACCAAAGACAUUGACAAAGCAUUGACAUUUGCAGCUGCCCUUCAGGCUGGAACAGUAUGGGUUAAUUGCUAUAGCGCAUUGUCUGCUCAAUGUCCCUUUGGAGGUUUUAAGAUGUCAGGAAAUGGACGAGAAAUGGGAGAAUAUGGACUUCAUGAAUACACAGAAGUUAAGACUGUCACCAUCAAAAUUCCUCAAAAGAACUCGUAA